Molecule: messenger RNA, 1843 nt
Organism: Anneissia japonica
Lineage: Eukaryota; Metazoa; Echinodermata; Crinoidea; Comatulida; Comatulidae
Product: sialidase-1-like
Exons: 6
Coding region: 47-1339 (430 amino acids)
Biological process (GO): ganglioside catabolic process; oligosaccharide catabolic process
Cellular component (GO): membrane; cytoplasm; lysosome
Molecular function (GO): exo-alpha-sialidase activity
Source: RefSeq, a predicted model, not a curated record
AUUUCGAUUCCGAUCAGAUGGCGGAAGUUCAGACUACGGGAAAGUAAUGUCUUACUACCGUCUGCAGACGAUUGAUGAACAGGAAGAUAUGAAUAAUGAUUUUCAGGGUUAUCUACACAAUGACGUUGAGACCACCCGCGUUGAGACGAUAACUCGUCGCCGUCCCAGAAGAUGCGGGAGAAAAUGCCGAGUUUGCUGCCGUUUCUUCUUUUCAUUUACCACCGUUGUUAUUUUAAGCAUAGCUACUUGGAUUUUAAUUGCUGUUUACAAGAAAAGACCUAUGAUCAUAUAUCAACACACACUCUGGUCAUCAGGUGACAAUGGAGUGAAUACAUAUCGAAUACCUUUAUUGAUCGCUACACCAAAAGGUACAUUGGUUGCUGCUGCCGAAGCGAGGAAGACAUCUAGUAAGGACGAUGGACAGAAAUAUCUUGUUAUUCGGCGUUCUAUAGAUCAAGGAUGGACGUGGCAGAGUGAAACGAAAUUACUCACGGAUGAACGGUAUACAGAUUGCCUGAUUCAUUUGGGCGCAUUGUUAGUGAACUCUCGCAAUGGAAGUAUAGGCCUCUUUUACAGUAUAUGUGAAAACCAACACGAUUCCUGUCACAUUUUUACUUUAAUGUUCAAAUCGAGUUUCGAUGACGGAUACUCUUGGGAAAAAGCAAUAAAUGUCUCGCACCAGAUUGGACCUGGAGUGUUCACCAUUGGACCCGGAUACGCAAUAGAGAAAAAAUAUCCACCUUUUAUUGGACGGUUAAUUGUCUGCGGCCAUGGCAACACACAGUACGGGGAAACAUUUUGUCUCUUAAGCGACGACAAUGGAGAAACAUGGCGCAAGGGUGGUAUUAUGAGAAGUAUACCAUAUGGAAGCGACAGCAGCUAUCGAGAUUUCUUUCCAGAUGAAAGUCAGGUUGUUGAGCUUCCAGAUGGGUCUAUAUUUGCUAUAAUACGGAACGAAAGGCAUUACAAAUGUUUCUGUCGGAUAACAGCAUUGAGUUUCGACGGAGGCGAAAGCUUCGCAAGUGACAGUAUACGAUUAGUGAAAAAAUUACCAGAUUCUGCGGUUAGUGCUGGCUUACUUUGGCAUGGUGGCCAGCUUAUAUACUCAAGUCCUGGUGGAAGAAUAUUGAGGCAGACUCUAACACUGAAAAGAAGUGAUGACUAUGGAGUCAGCUGGCCAAAAUCAACUGUUCUCUGGCCUUUGUUCAGCUCCUAUAGUGCUAUGACGUCAUUUUCUAACAGUACAUCUGAAUAUAUAUACCUUGUAUAUGAAAAAGGAUAUUUAUGGGGAUAUUCAUCAAUAGAGUUUAUGAUAAUUGAUCUAUCUAUGUUGAAUUAAACAAAAGCAAAAACAAGAGAAUCUAGCUAUUCCUAUUCAGGGACAGCCCCUCUUGCCAUUUGUGAAUUUGUUACCUGUGCAGUUCCGGGGUCUUUUUAAUUCCCUCCGCCAGGAGGUUAUGUACCGUACUCACCACUGUCUGUCUGUCUGUUAUGCAAGAUUGCUUAAAAACUAAAGGAAUGGAUCAUCAUCAUCAUCAAAUUUAGGCGAAUGCUAAUAUAAUUUAAGAAAGACAUGGGAAAAGGUAAAAGGACAAAGUCAUAAGGCUACGGAAAUUCAAUUUAAAUUUGUUGCCUUGGAACUUACCCUCGAGCAUAAAAGAAAAUAAUGGAGUCGGCCUUAUACACGGCCUGUGUAUUGUUCGGUUUCCAGGCAGUUAUGCUUUCUGUGGAGUGCCUGCUCUUGUUUGUUAUAGCGUUUACAUAAUUAUAUUAGUUUUUUUCUGUUAAAAGAGGAAGUAAAUAUAUGUCAAGUUGAAUAAUAAAAAUGCGAGGUUCAACGUUA